Molecule: messenger RNA, 504 nt
Organism: Camelina sativa (false flax)
Lineage: Eukaryota; Viridiplantae; Streptophyta; Magnoliopsida; Brassicales; Brassicaceae
Source: RefSeq, a predicted model, not a curated record
AUGGAGAGGGAAAAUCAAAUUGUGGUCAAUUUAUUAGUCAACAACAACCGACUUAUUCACCAACUGAUUCAAGAAAGCAAUCACGUAAGGAAAUUUGCAGGUCGUAGCGGAUCUCCCACAAUCAUUCUCGAAGCUGUUGCUGAUUAUGAUCUAUGGAUAUGGCAUGCAUAUUUUGGUAUGCCAGGGAGCAACAACGACAUCAAUGUUUUGAAGGCAUCGAAUUUAUUUUCGAAGCUUGCUCAAGGUACCGCUCCUCCUGCAAAUUACAUCAUUAAGGGAAACAAAUAUACUAUUUGUUAUUAUUUAGCUGAUGGUAUUUACCCAAAAUGGUUAACUAUUGUUCAUACUAUAAGUAAUCCCGACGGUCCAAAGAAAAAAUUGUUUGCAGCAAAACAAGAAGCAUGCCGAAAAGAUGUUGAGCGUGUGUUUGGAGUUCUACAAUCCAAGUUUGCUAUCUUUGCAGGAUCAUCUCGUUAUUGGAAGAUACUCGUUAUUGGAAGAUAG